Molecule: messenger RNA, 342 nt
Organism: Prunus armeniaca (apricot)
Lineage: Eukaryota; Viridiplantae; Streptophyta; Magnoliopsida; Rosales; Rosaceae
Source: the annotation of a GenBank genome assembly
AUGAUGGUGGCAACAACUAGGGGUGGUACAAGUAAAUGGAGAAUUAGAGGCUUAGGAAGAUCAUCAUCUCAACCUCAACCUCUUACAUUACCUUCAAAUAUCAAAGGAAGUGCACCAAUUGGACCAAAUCAAAUGGCCCAACUUUCCCAGCCCAUCCCAGCCUCAAUCCGCCAUCGUGGUCGCCAAAAACCACCACGAAACAGGGCGGUUUGGAUAGUUUUUGACGGAAUUUCACAGAGCUCGUUUGGACCCCUCCGGCCACCGUUUCAUGCGAGUGAGUCAGUUUUGGGACCGCGAUUCCGGCCACUUCCGGCCACUUUUUGGGGUAGGUCCAAGAACUAA